Staurois parvus is the source of this 398-nucleotide messenger RNA. Lineage: Eukaryota; Metazoa; Chordata; Amphibia; Anura; Ranidae. The record is from the annotation of a GenBank genome assembly.
UUGCAUUUGCAUAUUGUCUGUACUGUGGGAGAUCAGAUAUAGUGAAUGCCGGGUCCGGGGAGAUCAGAUAUAGUGAAUGCAGGGAGACCAGAUAUAGUGAAUGCAGGGUCCUGGGAGACCAGAUAUAGUGAAUGCAGGGUCCGGGGAGACGGAUAUAGUGAAUGCAGGGUCCGGGGAGACCGGAUAUAGUGAAUGCAGGGACCGGGGAGACCGGAUAUAGUGAAUGCAGGGGUCCGGGGAGACCGGAUAUAGUGAAUGCAGGGUCCGGGGAGACCGGAUAUAGUGAAUGCAGUAUUCCGGGGAGACCGGAUAUAGUGAAUGCAGGGUCCGGGGAGACCAGAUAUAGUGAAUGCAGGGUCUGGGGAGACCAGAUAUAGUGAAUGCAGGGACCGGGGAGA